Phaeoacremonium minimum UCRPA7 is the source of this 825-nucleotide messenger RNA. RefSeq names its product putative protoheme ix farnesyltransferase protein. Lineage: Eukaryota; Fungi; Ascomycota; Sordariomycetes; Togniniales; Togniniaceae. Bases 1 to 825 code for a protein of 274 amino acids. Gene Ontology annotation, cellular component: membrane; mitochondrion. The transcript has a single exon. Gene Ontology annotation, biological process: heme biosynthetic process. The record is from RefSeq and is a predicted model, not a curated record. Gene Ontology annotation, molecular function: protoheme IX farnesyltransferase activity.
AUGAGCCGAACUCGAAAUCGACCUCUUGUCCGCAACCUCAUCUCCAAAAAGACAGCUCUCCUCUUCGCAGCGGCCGCCGCAGCUACCGGCAUAGGAGCUCUCUACCUCGGCGUGAACCCCACCGUGUCCUUCCUCGGCGCCGCCAAUAUUGUACUGUACGCAGGCGUCUACACGCCCAUGAAGCAGCUAUCGUGGCUCAACACCUGGGUCGGGGCCCUCGUCGGCGGCAUCCCCCCGCUGAUGGGCUGGGCAGCGGCGGCCGGCGAGUCCGCGACCGGCGACGGCACGUUCCGCGAGCUUCUCUUCGCCUCGGACGGCUCCAGCCUCGGCGGCUGGCUGCUCGCGGGGCUCCUCUUCGCGUGGCAGUUCCCGCACUUCAUGGCGCUGUCGUGGCCGAUUCGGGAGGAAUACAAGGCCGCCGGCCUGAAAAUGCUGUGCUGGGUCAACCCGGCGAGGAACGCGCGUGUCGCUCUUAGGUAUAGUCUUGUAUUCAUCCCCAUAUGUCUGGGCCUCUGCGCGACGGGGGUUACGGAGUGGAGCUUUGCGGUGACGAGCUUGCCCAUAAACCUGUGGCUUAUACGAGAGGCUGUCAAAAUGUGGCGUUUUGAAGGACACAAGGGCUCGGCAAGAAGUCUGUUCUGGGCGAGUGUGUGGCACCUGCCUGCCGUGAUGGUGCUGGCCUUGUUUCAGAAGAAGGGCAUGUGGCAAAGGGUAUGGAGGAGCGUGAUGGGCGAGCCCGAGGAAGAAGAUGAUGAUUGGGAAGAUGACGAGGAUUCCCUGCUGCCCCUUCCGGCGCCUACGCCUCACGGUGACCUCAAGAGCUGA